Drosophila eugracilis is the source of this 560-nucleotide messenger RNA. Its product is annotated as lipopolysaccharide-induced tumor necrosis factor-alpha factor homolog. The coding region runs from base 25 to 465 and encodes 146 amino acids. The transcript is spliced from 2 exons. Lineage: Eukaryota; Metazoa; Arthropoda; Insecta; Diptera; Drosophilidae. Gene Ontology annotation, molecular function: zinc ion binding. The record is from RefSeq and is a predicted model, not a curated record.
CACACCCAGUUAAGGCUUUACAUUAUGGAUCCCGUUUAUCCAGCUGCUCCCUUGGAAGCGCCCAAGGGAUCCGUAGAGUCGCAUGCGGUCCCAGAACACCAGCAGCUUUUGCCGCCUGCUCCACCGAGCUACGACCAGGCCACUUCCAUUUCGGCGGAAACUACGGGACCAGCUCCAGACAUACCAGCUUCAGGAACGACGACUACACAACACACUGUUGUGGUGGUACCCAGUUCACCCUACGGCCCGGAACCUAUGGAUGUGCAGUGCCCGCAUUGCCAUAAUUACGCCCGGACACGGGUCUCCUAUAGACCCAACUCGCGGACCCAUCUGAUAGCCUUGAUAUUGUGCCUAUUCCAGUUGUACUGCUGUGUGUGCCUGCCUUACUGCAUUUCCAGCUGCAUGAAUACAAAUCACUACUGUGGCAUGUGCGAUCGUUAUUUGGGCACCUACGAUCGAAAGUGAGCAACGGAGGAGUUUCUGUCUGGGCGCUCUGUUCAUGUGUACACAUUUUCUUCAUGUAAUUAGUUAAUAAAUGGUCUGCCACAAGCAAACUGAAA